Messenger RNA from Melozone crissalis (California towhee), 3014 nucleotides. RefSeq names its product rhomboid domain containing 2 (gene RHBDD2). Lineage: Eukaryota; Metazoa; Chordata; Aves; Passeriformes; Passerellidae. Gene Ontology annotation, cellular component: membrane. The coding region runs from base 1 to 1059 and encodes 352 amino acids. The record is from RefSeq and is a predicted model, not a curated record. Gene Ontology annotation, molecular function: serine-type endopeptidase activity. The transcript has 4 exons.
AUGGCGGCGCCCUCGGCCCCGCCGGCCGCCGCCGCCCUCACGGUGCUGCUGUCGCUCGGAGCCUCCGCGUCCGGGCUGCUGCGGGCUGUCCCCGCCGCCCGCUCCGCCGCCGCGUUGCGCCCCGCAGCCCUGCACGACGGGGAAGUUCACAGGUUGAUCACCUACAUCUUCAUCUAUGAGGACCUGACCUCCCUGGCCUGUGGUGCUGUCAUCAUCUGGUACUUUGCUGGCAGCUUUGAGAAGAACGUGGGCACAGUGAAGCACUGCAUCCUCACUGCCACCUUCUCUGUGCUCUCUGCCCUCCUCUACCUCUUCCUCCAGCCCCUUGUCUCCAGGCUGCUGGAGGUGGGAGAUGCCAAGGGGUUCAUGCCAGUGGCUUUUGCCAUGCUGGGGGUGUCCACUACCCGCUCACGCAUGAAGAGGACUCUGCUUUUGGGGUACAGAGUUCCUGUGCUGCUGGUGCCGUGGUUUGGGCUCUGCCUGGCGUGGUUUGUCCCCCAUUCUUCCCUCUUGGGGAACCUGUGUGGGCUCCUGGUUGGGGAAGCCUAUGGCCUUGGCUACUGUUUCUGCUUGGAUUUCCCAGAGUCUGUGGGCUCUAAGCUGGACCAGGUGUUCCCUUUCACUCUGCUGAAGAGAAUACCAGGGCUGAAAUACAUCCCAGGGUCCUUGGCAGAGAGGAGAGCCUCUGGAAACAACGUGAUUAAAGCCGUGCCUGGCACUUACCCCACCCAGAGCUACCAGUGCCCAUCGCCUCUGGCUCUUCCUGCUCACCCCAGUGCUCAGGGCCAGGCCUUUCAUCACAGCCAGGCUCUGGGACAGCAGGCACCUCAGCGUGGCUCUGCUGCAGGACACAGCCCCAGCUCUGCCCCCUGCCAAGCCAGAGGUGCCUUUGGAGAGUGCCCUGGGCAGGCUGGAGCCUCACCAGGACAGUGCUGCCAGCUGGGCAAAUUCUCUGUCCCACAGCCACCCACAGCCAUGGGCCUUCAGCCAGCACCAGGGCCCCCAGCAGCCCCAGUGGGGCCUGUUCCAGCUGAAUUUACCAGAGUGCAGGUGUACUGAUCCUCCAGAGAGCAGCAGGACUCAGGGCACGAGUGCUGAGUGAGGCUGGCACAGCAGUGCAUUGCUGGAUCUGUGCUGUGUCUGGGUGAGUGUUGGUAACUCCAGGGAAAGCCAUUCCCUUGCUACUUGAAUUAUAUUUCCUUUAUAAUUUUUUUUAUUUUAUUUUUUGAUGUGGCUGGAGGAUGGGAACUGUGUCACCUCAGUGAACUUCUCAUCCUUUUUAAGUCUUUCUUCUUUGCUGCAUUUAGCAGCUGCCUUUUUCCACAAUUCCACUGGAGUUCCAGUGCACCAGGUCCCCAGGCCAAGGUAGGAACCUCGGUGGCAAACAGAGCAAACCUGGGCUUUAACUAAGAUUUGCUCAUGCUCAUUGCAGCUUUAACUGAGCUGCAGCAAUAAGCAAUAGGCACUUCUCAUUUACAUUCCUGUCUUUUUUACAGCUUUGAUGUAGCUAGAACCCAAAAGAGUGGGAAUCAUAUGAGCUUUAGUUUGUAACUUAAAAUUAAAUGGAGUAGGACAAUGUCUGUUCUGGUGACUUUUCCACUUAAGAGAGUGCCUUGAAGGGGGCUUGUUACACCAACCUGGGGCAGGAGGAGAGAAUACAGAGUACCUUCUUCUGCUCCAAAACUCAGCUCUAAAAUGCUGAAGGUCCUGUGCCUGCAUCAAUGCAUUGCCUUCAUUAUCUGAGAGCAUUGCACCAGCUCAGCCUGUAUCACCAGCCCUUGGCAACCUCAAAUGCCUGUGAAGUAGUGAGAGACUCUUCAAUAAGGGAUUUUGGCCCUUUGUGGAGCAAAUAUUUAUGAAUCCAAGGAGCUGGGAGGGACCUUAACAAUGGGUUAGAAGAAUUAAGUGGAAUGUAGCAGUGCUGUUGGGGGUGUUCACACUGCUCAGCUUCAGCAAUCUCACCCACCAAUAUUAGCACAAUCUCUCAGGUUUUUUCAGAGCUGGUGGGCAAGUGUGUGGGAGAGAGGAGUUUUCAGCCAGGGAUUUACAAUAGGAUUCACUGUUUGGUGCCUGAGGCUAUAAUGAAGGAGUUGCUGGGAUUUGAGCUUUAUUCCCAGCUGUGUAGCCCAGUGUGCAGUGCCCAGGAGGAAUCUGCUGUCUCCGUGGCUGUAAAUCAGCCAGGAUCUCAACAACUGCCCUUGACUCUCCUUGGAGUUUUGCUGUGCUCCAUAAAAAAGUGCUCCAUGAAGCACCAAGUGCCAUUCCUGCUCUUGGAGAUGUUCUUGCUGUGCCUCACCCAUCCCCAGAAACUCCACAGCCUCGGGGCUCCUCCCUGCUCUCCAGUGAGCCUGCCAGAGGCAGCUCUGGCACAUUCCAAACCACAUCCCUGCCUCUUUCAUUUUUCCAUCAUCAGGGUGAGAACAAACCCUGAGUUGUCACCCAGCUGCUUUACUUCUCCAGCAGUCCCUCUGGAGUCACUGCCAUGGUCCCAUGUGGGAUCCAGGGGCUUCCUUCUGGAGGAGACCAAAGUCAGUGUUGACAACUUGCACCUCACAGGAGUAAAACAUGAGUAAGAAGCUCUUGUGAAGGUGAGCACCCAGGCAGAGCUUUCAGCAUCAGCUUGGGAACCAGCUUGGAGUUGGGGGACAACUCUGUUUCAUACCUGAUUAUUUCCUCUGUGGGAUCACAAGUGGACUUGAUUUUAUGGUCCUCUUUUUCCUGCUGACAGCAAUUGCAUUGUUAUACUUUAGUGUGGAGCAAGAGCAGGAUAAGGAGUUUGUUUGGAAUUUAAAAGCAUGUUUUUAAUACCAGGAAAGAAAUGCUAGAGAUAACAUUGAAAUGUUGACACUCCACUCCUGUUAGUGCCUUGAUUUUUCCUCCUUGUGAAAUCCUUGCCUGUAAACUGAGCAAUUUUACCACCGAUUUUUUUUUACCAGAAGGGUGAUGAGGAUCAACAGCAAUCACAAAUGUUGUGUGUCUCCAAAGUGUGAACUUGAAAUAGAAUCUGAAAGAUG